ACGCUGUAUCUCAGUCUCGUGUCACACCCCCAGUCUGUGACUGUGAGCACAUAAAGCUGCGUUACAUCAUUUGACUUGAAUAGUUCACCGUAUUCACGGGUGAACAUACAGUUGGGUUACGACUUAAUACGACACGUUUGUCAUUUGGAAUUAAAAUACGUUUUGAAUGCGGAUACUUCAGGUGAAACCGACUGGAUAUUGCCGCCUUCUCCGUCAGAAUGAUUUAAAUAGCUACUUUAAGUAUAAAACGAAAGCUUUUUUCUUUUAAAACGAAAGGAACCCAUUUCAGUCACCUGUAACAUUUGACAGUAGAUGAAUCCUCUCACCCUGGACUAAAUCGAAUUAUUGGCACAUAUCUGAGAGGCCACAAGGGACAAUGUCUAAGACACAGAAAUCAGAGUCCAGGUCUCACUCUCAAUCGGCCUCCAGAUCAAGAUCCCAUUCUGAUUCCCGCUCACGCUCCAGAUCACGAAGCAGCUCUAGACCUAGAUCAAGGAAGCGCAGAUACGGCUCUAGGUCUCGCUCUCGGUCAAGAUCCCAUUCUCCGCCCCACAACCGGGAGCGGAACCACACGCGGGAGUACCAGAACCAACGGGAGUUUCGAGGCAACUAUAGAGGCUUCCGAAGGCCAUAUUACUUUCGGGGCAGAGGUCAGGGCUUUUUCCGUGGUCGCUUUCAGCGUGGUGGAAGGGGUGGAUAUUAUAACUACCAUCCCAAAAACUGGCAGAACUUCCGGCAGCACCAUCAGCAGCAACAGCAGCAGUACUACUCCAACAGCCCCAAGAGGGGCCGCUCGCGUUCACGCUCUCCCAAGAAGCAGUCAAACAGCCCGCAGUCCCGCAGCCAUUCCCGCCGCUCUGACAGGUCAUCCUCGGGGAGAUCGCCUCAGUCGCACCAUUCUUCCUCCUCCAACUCUGGGUCUGCCAAACGCAGUUGCAAAGAUGUAAGAGAGGACAUCUCUGUGCCUGAAGAAACCCGAGGAGGAAAUGGGGCUCUGGCAGAGCAGGUGGGAGGCUCUCCUGUGGCCAAAGGGAACUCUGAUAGAGACAGGGCUGUGGAGAAAUGUCAGGUUUUAACAAACCAUGACACUAGUCCUAAAAGGGCAAGUCCGCAGGUUUUCUCCACUGUCACUAAUGACCAACCCAUUGACUCUGCAACCAACGAGACAAGUCCUGCUCAUAAUGCUCCUAAUAAAGGUGCCACAACCUGGCAGAAUGUUGGAACUGCACCUUCAAACACCUGCCCCAUAAAGAAAAGCUUUACACCAGUUUUCAAUGGUUUUGGGCUCUUUACAAAUAUUGACCAACAGACAGAUGAUACAAUUGCUAUCUCCACUGCAUUUUUGAAAUUCCUGGAAGAGCAAAAGCUUAAAAAACAGGCUUCUGCAUGGGACGACACCACACAUAAAGGGAAAAGUAAUGGAGAUAUAGUAUGUGAUAAAGAAAAUGGAGAAAUGUUUGAAAAGGGCAUUGAGUUGUCUCGCACUGUAGAUCACGACAACGCAGGAGAGGAGAAAUCCAAAUCUGUCAAGAGUGGUGAUGGUAACAAGUUAUCCAUAAGCUCCAAUAAAAGGGGUUCACGAAACAGACUGACAUUUCAGUGCGAGGAUGAAGAAAUGGAGAUCUCUAAUAGGGUGAGGGAUAUGGAAAAUGAUCCCUGCAAAAGCAAAAGCAAAGUCACACUUUCUGCUCGUGAAAUGUUUGAGAAGCGUAUCAGGAGAAUGCAGGACAUGGCAUGGGACAAUGAGCUGGAAGCUCUCCUGCUCUGCCAUAAACAGGAAAGAGCAGCGAAUAUUCUAGCUGCUCUCUCUAAGAGAGACCAGCUCAGUGGCAUGUUUAAGGAUCCCUCACCUGAAAAGCUCUCUAAUGUUAACCGAAAGGAGAAAACCACGCUAAGUUCCUCUUCUAAACCCACACUGCUGCCCAGGAGGAGCUCUGAGAACCGUGAGCAAGAGAUGUUUGUGGUUAUGAAUGAGGAAUCCCCACCAAGCGCUUCAAUGAAAAGAAGUGAAUUCAGUGUGAGGAUGGAUUCUCUAAGUGAUGAUCUUGCAAGGACACCUGUUUUGACCAAUGAAAGAAGGAAUCUUCUGGAUUUUCUGCAUCUUGAUAAGAAGGAUUGGGAGUUUCAAUCUGUCCUUCAGCAUCUUCAGGCUCAGCAGUCACCCAAAAGUCCAUCUGAGCUGUUUGCCCAACACAUAGUUUCAAUUGUCCAUCACAUUAAAGCUCAAUAUUUUCCUUCCUCUGGAUUGACCCUAAAUGACCGAUUUGCCAUGUACCAGAGAAGAGCUGCUGAGAAAGAAGUCAUGAAGCAGAGAAAGAGUCCAGAGAUACACAGGAGAAUUGAUGUUUCUCCCAGUGCUUUUAAGAGGCACUCUCUUCUGUUUGAUGAGAUGAAAAGCUCCAUGGAAAACAGCUUCAAGGUUGAUGGUAAAAAAUCUAAAGGCGAUUCAAUGGACCUUCGGCUGGAUAUUGAGCGCAGAAAGAAAUACUUGAGUGGAGAGAGAGAGCACAGAGAUGAAGAGUACGGAGGAAGAGUAUCGAGGAAAUCUCCAGAUUCAAGCAAGGAAAUAUCCACUGAGAAAAUCUCAAAGAACCACAAAAAACCUAAGAAAAGCAAGAAGAAACGGGAGCAAUCUGAGACAUCUUCUUCAUCUUCCUCGUUUUCCACUGUUUACCAUGAAGAAGAGGCUGAGAUCAAGGCAAAAGGCUUCUCCAAAGUCCAACAGGGGCUUAGAGAGUAUGGAGAACCUGCAGAAAGAAGAUGGGCACGAGGAGGCUUUCAGCUUAGAUUACGUGGUAGAAGCUGGAACCGAGGAAAUUUCCAUGGAAGCAGUAAUGGUGAUUCACAGAUGAACAUGCCAGCAAAGAAUGAUGACUGGGAUCAAGAAUACACUCCCAAGAGCAAGAAAUACUUCCUACAGAGUGAAAGAGAUGGUGAAGCUGAGAAGAAGAUGAUUGAAACACGAGGGCGUGGUCGCGGCAAUGCUAUUCGCCCAAAGGGACGUUUUAUCCUCCGGAGGGCCACAAAUACCAACACCACCAAAAAUACGAGCCCUAAAUGGGCCCAUGAUAAAUUCCAGGCCACUGAUGAUGAUGAGGGCGAACAGCAAGGAGAAGAUGUAGAACAGGACCAGUGAGAACGGAGCAGUAAAGAUGUUCAAAUCCCUUAUCAUACUUUAAACCCUGGGAUAAGACUUGCUGGCCUUCACACUCUCAAGAAUGGAUAUAAUAUCAGCAUCCUUAUGCACCUGAAACUUUUUGAUAGGAAAGGGGCUUUUUUAUUGUAGUUUUCAUUUUCUAUUUUCAUGAGGAUGCUUUUGUCAGCUUGGUGGUGAUUUUUUUUGUUUUGUUUUUUGUACAUGCAAAUUCACACACUUUCAUAGAAAAACACAUUAUGUAGUUUAAACAAUUAUUUUAGGGGAGCACAUUCAUCUAAUCAUGACAAACACUGUUAAAGCCAUCAGCUCCAACUUCACAUUUAUUUUCUAUCCAUAAAUCUCUGGAGGAAUCUGCACUCCAUCUCAAAAUGUUCUGCCAUAUAUUUCAUUUUCGACUACCUCCAUUGCGAAUCCUGUCGAUUUUUUUGCACAAAACUUUUGAAACAUACAAAUUAAAUAUACGGCAGAAAAUAAAGUUAAUAUCUAAGUUUUGUAGUGAUAGACUGUUAAAUAAAAGGCAGGCCAAUUGAUCAGCUGACAUUUGACCAUUUUUAGAUUAUUAUUACAAUGAUUAUUGGAAGUGUGUAUCUCCCCACUUUUUCAGUUUCAAAUUUUACUGAUUACUGAUUAUUUGUGUGUGAAUUUUGAAUGUGUAAAAUACAGUACAAUUCAAUAUAAUACGAUACAUAUAUCGUUUAUUGGUCACUCUGCUUUCUAGAUGUUGAUAUCAAGCAUCAAAAAUCCAUUUCAGUCGACCACUAGUUCAAAGGUUAGGUGUUUUUGAUGUACCAUAGUGCCUGAAGUGUAGAAUACCAGUAUAGAACUAUAUCUGGUUAUGUACUCAUUGUUGCUGUUGAAAAAGAUAAAAAAUAAAAAAAUAGAUGUACAUAUUAAUGUUUUGUGGAUUUGAUUGAAACUCUGUCUACCUAUAGAAACAAAGAUCAUGACUUAAUGACUUGUAUGAAUGAUCCAGUCUCGAUAUGGGACCAAACUACAGCAGGUAGACAAACAUGUCGCGGUGAAUGACAUGUGGGGAAAAAGAUUUACAUUCAUCCAACUGCUAGUCAAAAGAUGUCAAUUUUGAAACUGGACAAACAGCUUAUAGAGAAAGUUCAAAAUACAUGCACUUACAAAUGUUUUGAAGACUGCUAGCAAAUUUUUUGUUUAUUGAGGUGCAAGUUUUUGACAAUAAAUGUGUGCAAUGUGCAUACUGUUUUAUUAUGGUUUUUCUAAAGUGUGUCUUGCCUUUAAAUUGUAUGCCUAUUUAUAUUGGCUAAGCACCUUCUUUAGAUAUAGUAAUCAUUUUGUCACUUAGAUAUUAAUAAAAAGGUUAUUUUUAGUUUUGGGGAAUUUGAUUUUGAAGAGUUAAAGUAAAAAAAAACUUGGGAAACGUGAAUAAUUUACAUUCAUACUCAAUAUUGGAUUUUAGCUGUCUGGGUUCUGAUUUGCACUGUGUCUGAUAUAUACAUUUUGACUUGCAUUUAUAUACUCACAAUCAGAAAGAAUUAAAAAAAAAUGCAGCAAUGUU
Sinocyclocheilus grahami is the source of this 4685-nucleotide messenger RNA. RefSeq names its product thyroid hormone receptor-associated protein 3-like. Gene Ontology annotation, cellular component: mediator complex. Lineage: Eukaryota; Metazoa; Chordata; Actinopteri; Cypriniformes; Cyprinidae. Gene Ontology annotation, molecular function: DNA binding; transcription coregulator activity. The transcript is spliced from 11 exons. The record is from RefSeq and is a predicted model, not a curated record. Bases 377 to 3136 code for a protein of 919 amino acids. Gene Ontology annotation, biological process: positive regulation of transcription by RNA polymerase II.